Messenger RNA from Zophobas morio, 1681 nucleotides. RefSeq names its product cytochrome P450 306a1-like. The record is from RefSeq and is a predicted model, not a curated record. Gene Ontology annotation, biological process: xenobiotic metabolic process. NCBI's taxonomy places the organism in Eukaryota, Metazoa, Arthropoda, Insecta, Coleoptera, Tenebrionidae. Gene Ontology annotation, molecular function: iron ion binding; oxidoreductase activity, acting on paired donors, with incorporation or reduction of molecular oxygen, reduced flavin or flavoprotein as one donor, and incorporation of one atom of oxygen; heme binding. Gene Ontology annotation, cellular component: intracellular membrane-bounded organelle; cytoplasm. Bases 148 to 1626 code for a protein of 492 amino acids. The transcript has 6 exons.
GGGUCACAACCUUGCACAUUUUUAUCUAUCAAUUAGUAGAAACACGUUUUUCAGCUUAGAACAACACAUUGAUUUCGUAUUUUCACAAUUAAAGAACCGGUCAGUUUCACGAUAAACAGGUUCUCUGUCUACACAAUCGUACAAUUUAUGUGGUUAUUGUGUAAUCUAAACAUGCUGAUAGUUGCUCUAGUUAUAUUAGCUUCCACUUUUCUAUACAUUUACUAUGACCACCAAAAACACCUCCCAGGACCAUGGAAUCUACCAAUAAUCGGUUAUUUACAUAAGUUAGACCCUUUAACACCUUACCUCACUUUGACAAAACUGGCACAAAAAUAUGGGCCUAUUUUUCGAAUCAACCUAGGUUUGGUAAACAUGGUCGUGAUUUCCGAAGCAAAAUUGCUAAAAAAAAUUUUACUCAAAGACGAAACUUUGGGAAGACCGCCGUUUUUGAUGUUACUUGAGAUGUUCGGCAACAAAGGAUUAGCGUACAGCCCUGUCGAUGUAUGGAAAGAACAACGCAAAUUUACUACUAACUUUUUAAAAUCAGCUGGGAUUACAAAAUUUUCACCAGCCAGAAAGGAAUUAGAAGAUCUCAUCACGAAUUAUGCUGACGACUUCGCAGAUCAUAUAAACAGUCAAGGGAACAGAGUGAUUUUGGACUCGUCAGAAGCUCUGACACACUACGUCAGCAGCGUCACCGGUACUGUACUAUUGGGUAAAUCGUUUUCGCGUGAUGACGAAGUUCGCAAAAAUUUAAUACACAAUCUUGACAUAGCAAUGCGUGAAGCUCAGCUUGGAGGACCUUUAAAUUUUCUACCAUUUUUACGGUUUUUGCCAAAAUAUAGAAAAUCGUUAACAGCUUUCAGGGAUACGAUAAACAAAAUUCGAAAAAGUUUGUCUGUGCACAUUAAUGAGUGCGAAAAGACAUUUUCUAACGACGACUCCGCUACAAAUUUUAUUGAAGCAUUUUUGUUGCAACGUUCUAAAGGAGGUCCGCCGGAAAUCUAUAGUGUGGACAAACUCGUGUACAUUUUAUUUGAUGUUUUUACUGGCAGCACUGAAACUACAAUAAGUUCGUUGAAAUGGAUCAUUUUGUACCUAGCACAGCACCAAGAUGUCCAAAAUAAAGUACGUCAAGAGUUUGUGGAAGUUUUACAAGGGAAAACUCUCGAAAUGAGUGACGUACCGAAACUAUCGUACACACAAGCAGUACUUAGUGAAGUGUUCAGAAUUAGAACUCUGGCACCACUGGGAUUUCCGCACUAUGUAUCUGACGAUAUCCACGUUGAUAAUAUUAAAAUUCGCAAAGGUACAACGAUAAUGCCGUUGUUGUGGGCUAUUCAUAUGGAUCCCAAAGUUUGGGACCAGCCUGACGAAUUUCGCCCUGAGAGAUUUUUAGACGAAGAGAACAAAUUUGUACCUUCAGAGUCGGUUCUUCCGUUUCAGUGCGGUAAAAGAAUGUGCGUUGGAGAGGAGUUUGCAAGAAUGAUGACUUAUAUAUUUGUUGUUGCUCUAGUCAAGAACUUUAAAAUUGAACCGUGUGAAUCCGGUCCUAUUGAUUUUUCGGGGGUUUGUGGGCUAUCAUUAGUGCCCAAACCGCAGAAACUGGUUUUUAUAAAAAUGUAAAUGCUAAAAUGGGCAUGAUUAUUUUUAGACUUCUUUGCUAGAUUGCUUAGGUGCA